Messenger RNA from Phoenix dactylifera (date palm), 1152 nucleotides. Its product is annotated as protein SYM1-like. Gene Ontology annotation, cellular component: membrane; cytoplasm. The record is from RefSeq and is a predicted model, not a curated record. NCBI's taxonomy places the organism in Eukaryota, Viridiplantae, Streptophyta, Magnoliopsida, Arecales, Arecaceae.
GGGAAGGUCGAGAGAAAGAGAGAGGGCGAAGAAAACAGGGCAAAACGGGGGCAACCGAAGAGGGCAAAAAGCAUGAGCGGCGGGUUUCUGAGGAGCGUCGGGCGGCGAGCCCACCAGCUUCUCCUCCUCCACUCCCGGCCUUCCCUCGCCGACGUUCUCUCCAAGCACUCGCCGUCGAUAGCCUGCGUCCGAUCCAACCUUCUCUCUUCUAAGUUUAAGGAGUCAUCGUCCCAGAUCUCCCCUGCUUCUCCUUCCCUCUUCUCCUCAUCUUAUUCCUCUCCCUCGGCCUCGGACGCUACUUCCUUCGCCCGGAAUGGGUUCGUGAGCUGGUAUUUGGGAAUGAUCGAAGCCCGCCCGGUUCUCACGAAGAGCCUCACCGCGGGGGCGAUUUUUAUGGCCGCGGAUGUCUCUUCUCAGAUGAUCACACUCCCACCCUCUGAUUCCCUUGAUUUAGUAAGAACCUUGCGUAUGGCUGGUUAUGGAACACUAGUUUCAGGACCCUCAUUGCAUUUAUGGUUCAAUUUUGUGUCAAGGAUACUGCCAAAACGAGAUGUGCCAGCUACUUUUAAGAAGAUAUUUCUUGGGCAAACUACAUAUGGGCCUAUAAUGACUGCAGUUUUCUACUCAGUAAAUGCAGGAUUACAAGGUGAAACUGUUGCUGAGAUCAUUGCCAGAUUGAAUAGAGACCUGAUCCCUACUUGUAAAAGUGGGCUUGUAUACUGGCCCAUAUGUGAUUUCAUCACUUUCAAAUUCAUCCCUGUUCGUCUACAGCCACUGGUAAGCAAUUCAUUCUCAUUUCUUUGGACCAUCUACAUCACAUACAUGGCAAGCUUGCAGAAGGCAAGUGUCUAAAGGAUCUCAACUGACUCAGUGCUGUAUGUGCUCUCAUCAUUUAUACCUUGUUCAUUUUUUCGCAAAUUGCCUGAAUGGCAUUGCCCAGAAAUAUGGUAUUGACACGAAGGGUGGAUUAGAUUCUUUACUUUGUGUGCAGCACAUUCUGAAAAAAUGGAUGUAUAUUGUAGCCUAGAGCGUUUUAAACGUGCUUGAUUAUUCUUGCCAUAAUUCUGUUAGAAAGUGCUGAGCACUGUCAAAACCUUUAUCUCUUAAACCAAUGAAAUAGUUAAUUAAGUGGCUCGGAGCCAUUUUUUUCAA